Molecule: messenger RNA, 1823 nt
Organism: Perca flavescens (yellow perch)
Lineage: Eukaryota; Metazoa; Chordata; Actinopteri; Perciformes; Percidae
Product: solute carrier family 25 member 36-A
Exons: 7
Coding region: 438-1373 (311 amino acids)
Biological process (GO): pyrimidine nucleotide import into mitochondrion
Cellular component (GO): mitochondrion
Molecular function (GO): pyrimidine nucleotide transmembrane transporter activity
Source: RefSeq, a predicted model, not a curated record
UGUUUUGCGGCAUCCCAUUCGACGAUAAACAUUGCGACCUGACCUGCAGUACUUUCAGAGAGGCAAGGCACGUACGUGAGUGAGGCCGAGUCGCGUACACGGUCGUUAUUUCUGCAAGAUAUCUUGACUCACGAACAUCAGAUGCCCACACUAUGGUGAAGCAUUACCCCGUUUCAAAAGAAGGCGACGCAAACCUGUCGCUCUGAUAUUGACCUCUAACGUCGAAAAGCCGUUAGCUUUGGCAGCUAACGCAAGCUAGCUAAGUUAGCUGUUACGUAUCCUCGUUUUUUACCACACGCAACUGACCUCCACCACAACACAGGCGUACUGAGUUUAAUUUGUUUUCUAGGCUGGGGUCGUUAUUCUCCUGUGUCUUAACGUUCGCUCCCGUUGUCCCCGUGUGGUGCCCCGUGGACGGUUCCCGAAUAUGAUACAUAAUGAGUCAAAGAGAUACCUUGGUUCAUCUGUUUGCUGGAGGAUGUGGGGGCACGGUAGGAGCCAUACUGACUUGUCCACUGGAAGUAGUGAAGACCCGUCUGCAGUCCUCCUCCAUCACCCUCUAUGUGUCUGAGGUUCAGCUGAGUACUGUCAAUGGGGCGAGUGUGGCCCGCAUGUCUCCGCCAGGCCCUCUGCACUGCCUCAAGUUGAUAAUGGAGAAAGAAGGGCCUCGCUCUCUCUUCAGGGGUUUGGGGCCAAACUUGGUGGGUGUGGCACCAUCCAGAGCAAUCUAUUUUGCUGCUUACUCCACUGCCAAAGAGAAACUGAACGGUGUGUUGGAACCAGACUCCACGCAGGUGCACAUGGUGUCGGCUGGAAUGGCAGGUUUUACAGCCAUCACAGCAACCAAUCCAAUAUGGCUCAUAAAGACCCGUCUGCAGCUAGAUGCUAGGAAUCGAGGUGAGCGAAGGAUGAGUGCAUUUCAGUGCAUGCGCCGGGUGUAUCAGACAGAUGGCCUGCGCGGCUUUUACAGGGGUAUGUCGGCAUCCUACGCCGGUAUCUCAGAGACUGUGAUCCACUUUGUGAUCUAUGAAAACAUCAAACGUCGCCUCUUAGAGGCCAAGGCGCCGCAGAACAUGGACGAGGAAGAAGAGACGUCCAAAGAUGCUUCAGACUUUAUCGGGAUGAUGCUUGCUGCUGCCACCUCCAAGACCUGUGCCACAUCUAUUGCUUAUCCUCAUGAAGUGAUCCGCACCAGGCUACGUGAGGAGGGCACCAAGUAUAACUCCUUCUUCCAGACUCUGACAACAGUGCCCAAAGAGGAGGGCUACCGCGCCCUGUACCGCGGCCUCACCACACACCUGGUACGACAGAUCCCCAACACCGCCAUCAUGAUGUGCACCUACGAGUUGGUUGUCUACCUCCUAAACGGUUAAAGUCUUGUCCCCCCACCACGAACCCCCCCCUCCCCUACGUAGACAGUGUAUGUAACCCUGCCCCUGUUCAGAGACAGAGAAAAGAGAAGGAGAGCCAACUGCACACCAGCCAGCACAUGAACCUGCUUGCCAGAAGAGGACCAAGACCGCAGCAAGACCUUUAUGUCUCAGUGGCGCAAGUGGUUGUGAAAAAUAAGUUGGGAGUAGUUCUUUGUUUUAUAACCAAAGGUUCUGGCACAGGGACGAGGAUUGGGAAGUUCCUCACAUUGGUUUGGGGUUCUCGGGUCUAGCAAUGGCAAAGAAAUGGUUGUCCGAUGUUUAUUUUGAUUCCAUCUUUUUCUCCCUUCAGUUAUAUACAUUGUUUCUGGGAGCACAGAUUCAGGGUGCUGAAGAAAGAGUUACAGUACAUUCUGCCUCUAACAAUACUACUAAUAAAAGAAGUACAGUAAU